GUUGCAGCUGAGCCAAGAUGAAGGUCGUCGCUGUCCUUGCACUUUGGGUGACCCUGUUCCACCAGGGAUACAGCAACACCCUGGACUCGUGUGUGGGUCGGUGUGGUUUUGGAACAGACAGUAGUUUCACCUGUCAGUGUAACCCGUCCUGUGAGCGCUUCAAAGACUGUUGCUCUGACUACGCUGAAGUCUGCAAAGCUGGAGCCUUAUCAUGUAAAGGCAGAUGUGGUGAGAAAUACAACUCUCAAAACAAGUGCCACUGCAACUCCAAAUGCAGCCAGUACAACAACUGCUGCAGCGACUACGCAGACCUCUGUGACAGUGACGCGGGUGGUGGUGGUGGAGGCAGUGUGAUCAGUGAUGCUGAGAUCAAGGCUCUCUCUGAGACGCUCUACGCUCUGGAUUCCAACAAGGCUUCAGCCUCAGAGUUGAUCAUUGACCCUCAGGCUCUGGUGCCCAACUCUGAGACCAGCUCCAAGGACGAUCUCGCCUCUCAACCCUUGUUCCAGUACCUGAAUGAGGAGGCUCUGUUCUCCAGACCGACCUACGCUGCCCUCCUGGCUGUGCUGGACAACUACAACAGGAUGACAGGACAGACGGAGGACUUCAGUCCUCAGCAGCUGGCUGAGCAGGAAACCUUCCUCAAGGAGACCAUGUCCAACACUGAGCUGGGCAGAGAGCUGUUUGCUUUCCUCUACACUAAGGGCGUCUAUGCAUCAGAGGAGGAAUUUAUUCAGGACCUGAAGAUGAUGUGGUUCGGUCUGUACUCUCGCAACAAUAAGAAACUGGACUCCAGCGGCUUUGAACACAUUUUUGCAGGAGAAAUCAAAGGAGGAAAGGUGUCGGGUUUCCACAACUGGAUCCAGUUUUAUCUUCUGGAGAAAAGCGGAAAGCUGAACUACUACAGCCACAGCUUCAAUGGACCUUGGACUACCUACCCUGAUGUCAUGGGGAUGCAGUUCAUGUGGGAGGGCUACUACAAGCAGGUCGGCUCUGCAGUCAUCGGCUGCAGCCCUGAGUUUGACUUUGCCUUAUACAGCCUCUGCUACAUCGCUCGCCCUGGGAAACAGUGUCGUCUGAGCCUGGGAGGGAAGGAGCUCAUUAUCCAAACUUAUACCUGGGAUAAUUCUUUCUAUGGUGAUGGCAAGAAAUACAUCGGCUCUGCCUUUCCUGCAACCCCGAGGAACUGAAGCUGCCAUCUGCUAAAAAUUAAGCAACUUGCUUAUUGGGAGUCUGCUUGUUUUUCAUUACAUUCAUGAUGAAAACACUUUGAAUAAUAAUAUCCCAACUGAAGCACCUUUCGCAGUGAGACGUAUUUGUAAAUUUAAUUAAAGCUCCCAACUCAAAAAAAA
Molecule: messenger RNA, 1352 nt
Organism: Plectropomus leopardus (leopard coralgrouper)
Lineage: Eukaryota; Metazoa; Chordata; Actinopteri; Perciformes; Serranidae
Gene: endou
Product: endonuclease, polyU-specific
Biological process (GO): immune response
Molecular function (GO): RNA endonuclease activity; scavenger receptor activity; polysaccharide binding
Source: RefSeq, a predicted model, not a curated record